AUGGAAAUCCAUUACCCUGACGACCUCCGGCCGCGCCGCCGGUUCACGUUUGAAGUCGACCAAGAGGCCAAGCGUGGGCCCUCGUGGGUCUAUCCGGGCCUUGGCAACGCGACGGGCCGCCUUCACCCGGCACCCGAAGAGCUCGCUGCGAUCCACCAAGAGAUGCACGCGCCCAAGCACUUUCUUUCCGAGUGGUACUCGACGGGCAUUAGCGGCAACGACGUGCUCUCGAGCUGCCUCUACUCGUCCGGCAUUGUGGCCUCGAAGGCCGGCAAGUUUGCGCCCUUCGCCAACCUCCUCGUCGCCUGUGUCAUGUACCUCUUCCGCUUCAUUUACGUCGAAGUCGUCUCGGCCAUUCCGCUCAACGGCGGCUCGUACAACACGAUGCUCAACUCGACGUCCAAGCGCGUCGCCGCGCUCACGUCGGCGCUCGCCAUCAUUGCGUACCUCGCCACCGGCGUCGUCUCGGCCGUCUCGGCGUCCGACUACCUCCGCAAGCAGAUCGAAGACCUCAACCACAUUCACUGCGCGACCGGCAUUCUCGGGACCUUUGCGAUCCUGAACGUCCUCGGCAUGUCCGAGUCGGCCAAGGUCGCGCUCACGAUUUUCAUUGCGCACACCAUCACGCUCGCAGUCCUUGUCGUCGCAUCGAUUGUCUACGCGUGCCAGCACCCGGGCAUUUUCUGGGCCAAUCUCCAGACGGACUUUCCGUCCGUGGACGUGGCGGGGGCGACCGUGCUCGGCACGCCGUUCACAGCGCUUUUCUUUGGGUUUUCGUCGGCGAUGCUCGGCGUCACGGGCUUCGAAACCGCGGCCAACUUUGUCGAGGAGCAGCAACCGGGCGUCUUUCAGCUCGUGAUCCGCAACAUGUGGUACCUCUCCACGUUCUUCAACCUCGCGCUCUCGGUCCUCAACCUCUGCGUGCUGCCAUUGUACGGCGUCAACGGCACGAUCGCCAACUCGGACAUUGUGCUCGCGUCCAUGGCCCGCACGACGAUUGGCCGCUGGUUUGAGAUUUGGCUCAGCGUCGACGGCUUCAUCGUGCUCUCCGGCUCCGUCUUGACGUCGUACGUCGGCAUCACGGGCCUCGUGCGGCGUCUCGCGUCCGACCGCGUCCUUCCCGAGUUCUUCCUCGCCGAAAACGCUUGGCGUCACACCAACCACUACAUCAUCCUCUCGUACUUUGUGAUCGCGACGAGCCUCGUCUGGAUCCUCGAAGGCAACGUGACCAUGCUCUCGAGCAUCUACUC
Messenger RNA from Saprolegnia parasitica CBS 223.65, 1250 nucleotides. RefSeq lists its product as hypothetical. The record is from RefSeq and is a predicted model, not a curated record. Gene Ontology annotation, molecular function: amino acid transmembrane transporter activity. The transcript is spliced from 3 exons. NCBI's taxonomy places the organism in Eukaryota, Oomycota, Saprolegniomycetes, Saprolegniales, Saprolegniaceae. Gene Ontology annotation, cellular component: membrane. The annotation marks the transcript as partial. Gene Ontology annotation, biological process: amino acid transport; transmembrane transport.